AACCUUGUCAGAGCCGAGACUGACACCGUUAUGAAGGCGAAGGAAUCCGGGUCAAGCAUUACCUGGAAUGAUCGUCCCAGCAUGCCCUACGCACAGGCGUUCAUUUGGGAGACGAUGCGGUGCAAACCUGUAAACCCUCUUGCCCUCAUGCGAUGUGCAAGCGAAGACAUCAAGCUAGGCGGUUACUUUGUCCCCCGUGGCAGCGUCAUCAUCUCUUCGUUCUGGUCUUUAUUCAACGAGCCCGGCUUUUGGAAAGACCCCGAAGUGUUCCGCCCUGAACGCUUUCUAAGCGACAGUGGCCACUCUGCGACCAAGCCAAAGUGGUUCAUUCCGUUCUCUUCCGGGAAGCGCUCCUGUCCUGCUGAAUCUGUCGCCAGCAUGGUGGUGUUCGUCUACUUCACGAACAUUGUUCAUCAUUUCAUUAUUGAAGCUUCCACUAGUGGUGUCCACCCGGACGACGAAUUUCUCGGCAUAGCGCUGCGGCCCAAGCCGCAGCAACUGGUCUUCAGACCUCGGAAACACCGCGGAUGACAGAAGAUGUGAUGACGAUAACGAGCAAUCAGUUGGCAAGAGUACGGUCGUAUACAACAUGUCCAGGAGUUCAUUACCCACAGCAAACAUAUAGCGUCGCGAAAUUUAUUCUCUCAGCGCUGAC
This is a messenger RNA of Rhipicephalus microplus (southern cattle tick), 655 nucleotides long. Its product is annotated as cytochrome P450 2J6. NCBI's taxonomy places the organism in Eukaryota, Metazoa, Arthropoda, Arachnida, Ixodida, Ixodidae. Gene Ontology annotation, cellular component: intracellular membrane-bounded organelle; cytoplasm. Gene Ontology annotation, molecular function: heme binding; iron ion binding; oxidoreductase activity, acting on paired donors, with incorporation or reduction of molecular oxygen, reduced flavin or flavoprotein as one donor, and incorporation of one atom of oxygen. Gene Ontology annotation, biological process: xenobiotic metabolic process. The record is from RefSeq and is a predicted model, not a curated record.